This is a messenger RNA of Anopheles stephensi (Asian malaria mosquito), 1721 nucleotides long. It is a transcript of the gene CycJ, whose product is annotated as cyclin-J. Lineage: Eukaryota; Metazoa; Arthropoda; Insecta; Diptera; Culicidae. The coding region runs from base 252 to 1304 and encodes 350 amino acids. Gene Ontology annotation, molecular function: cyclin-dependent protein serine/threonine kinase regulator activity. Gene Ontology annotation, biological process: mitotic cell cycle phase transition; regulation of cyclin-dependent protein serine/threonine kinase activity. Gene Ontology annotation, cellular component: nucleus; cytoplasm; cyclin-dependent protein kinase holoenzyme complex. The transcript is spliced from 2 exons. The record is from RefSeq and is a predicted model, not a curated record.
GCCGGUUGAUGCCAUUUUGAAGCGACCAUUUGUACCGGACCGGCGAUGAACACUCCGUUUUUCUGGGAACGAUACUAAUUGUACUAGUCGUGUGUGGAUUUGUGCUGUGCUUUGUCGUGUUGCGUCGUGUUUGGAUGUGUGUUGAAAAUCUCGAUUCUGGGUUGAUUGCGAGCUGUAAACGAACGAUAAGAUUGAUUCGCAAUGCUGAAUCCUUUGGUUGAAUUGAAAUAGAGCCAAGAUAAAGGAAUAUAAUGGAUCGUUGGAACACUUUUUGCAAUGCGGUGUACUGCACGGAGUACGAUGAAGACAUCCUGCAAACGCUGAAGGAAUGUGAAGAGAACCGAGAGACCGUGCACUUCGGUUCGCCACUGCUAAUCCAUCGAAAAGCGACCGUGGGGCUGAUAGAGAAGGUGUGCGAACAGCAAUCUUAUCGUCGGGCUACCGUUCACUUAGCUGUUUACCUGCUGGACGUGGUAAUGUGCAAUCACAUGAUUGCGGAACGCACCUUGAAUCUGGUGGCCCUCACCUGCCUUUAUCUGGCCUGCAAAAUCGAAGAAAACGAGCCCAAUGUACCUUCGCCGACUAAGUUGAACGGGAUUUUGGCGAACACAUACACUCCGGCCGAUUUUAUCGCUCUGGAAGUGGCCAUACUGACCUACUUCAAGUGGCACAUCACCAUCCCCACGGCGUCAACCUUUCUGGACAUAUUCGCGCAGUACUGUUUCGACCAGGAGGAUUACGACGGCAUGCCGCGCGAUUUGCAGACUGAGCAGACUUCCGUGCAGCAGUUUACCGAAACUAUAACCGAGAACUGUGACAUAAUUCUGAAGAAUACGUUGCAGCAUUUAAAAUUCUGCAACAUCAAACCGUCGCUGCUGGCGGCUGGCUGUGUGGCAGCUGCCCGGUUAAACGUGAAUAAUUUACCCGCCUGGAAUGACCGGCUAGUGCGUGCCACUGGCUACGAAUACACCCAGCUCCAAUCAAUUUGUCUGGUGCUGCUGUUCGAUGCACUGCCACGGCCACGGUCAUCCACGUCGCUGAGCUGUACGCCCAAACAUUCGACAGUCAGUGAUGCAGGCUAUCUGUCGGAAUUGGACGAUACGGAUGAGGAUGGUGAUGUGUACAGCAAUGGCCGCCAGUCCAGCAGCAGCCACAGCGAGAACAGCGACGACCAUGCUACAAGCUCUCCGAUCGGGGACGAAAGUAAUGGCAACAAAAGGCUCAUGGAUUCCGGAACCUUUUCCGACGAUACUGCAGAACGAUGCGCCAAAAAGCGAAAGAUGCUGGAUCAGACUCUCAAGUAGGUGUGCAGGCGUGUGCUGUAGAACGGUACACGCGAAGAAAGCACACACAUACACGUACAGGUUAGCAUUUCGUAGGUUUAAUUGAAUCGUUUGGCUUAUCAGGCUUUAUUUCUAUACAAGGAAUAUCGGAAGGUAGCAUCUCAGGUUAUAUUUCUCUGGUGAAACUAACUAGUAACUCUAUCAGAUUGCGAAUCACGUUAGGUUUGAAGAUUAGACUGUUCGGUGUGCCCGCCACGGUCUAGAUCAGCUUGAAAUGGUGUCCAUUGAUGACAGGCUUUGUCCCACAGGUGAGAUUCUGUGGAAGUUUCGACAGAACGAACUGUCCCGCCGAAAGAGAAGAGUGAAAAGAAAGGGGAAGAGUUGGAUUAGGGAAUAAAAUGCCAGAUGGAUGCUACGCUACUAUCACUACAUCGCAGA